This is a messenger RNA of Branchiostoma belcheri (Belcher's lancelet), 1383 nucleotides long. RefSeq lists its product as uncharacterized. Lineage: Eukaryota; Metazoa; Chordata; Leptocardii; Amphioxiformes; Branchiostomatidae. The transcript has 7 exons. The coding region runs from base 117 to 1361 and encodes 414 amino acids. The record is from RefSeq and is a predicted model, not a curated record.
CUAGCCCAGUCAGAACAGAACACACAACUUCCGCCAACUCUACAGCUAGCUCCAACACAGCACGAGCAACGACAGAUUUCACCUGUUUGCCGAUACUCUACAGUUUUGUUACAAUAAUGAUGAGCAAGUCAGUCUACGGGCUCAGCCCGGCACAGCUAGCGGUGGCAGCGGCGAUCCUGGUCGGGCUAAGCUCGCUCCUCACCCGAAGGACGGAGAUCGAGUUCACGGAAGAGAUUUUCAUCGAGGUCGGCGAAGAACACGUGUACGACUUUCUCUCCGAUGUUCGUCUUCUCGACUUGGUUCACCCUUUCAGAGUCGGGGCUUUCAACCUGACACCCAGCACAGGUGCGGACGGGUACGAGGAGGUGAAGUACACAAACAUCGAGAAAGUCGACUACUUCGGACUGUACGAGGACGCUCUGGUCUUCCCUGUUCACACGCGAUUCAUGAAGCCGCUUGGUGAGAUCCGAUCGUCCUACGACGUGCUAGACGGGACCCUAUUGGCCCAGCAGUGCUUCUCCCUGCGCGCAGCGGAACGCAACGGAGCCAACGGCACCCUCGUCACGGACACCAGUCGCAUUUGGCUGCCGUGGAUGUACGCCCACUUUACCAUGUGGAAGGGUGGCGAGGCGCACCAUAGGAUCCUGGGAGUUGUAUAUGGCAUUAGUUGUGUCAUAUGCAGUGGUAACUUUGAUGAGAGCCAGGCAUGCGCAGACAACACCACGGUACAGGAGUGUCCAAGCGAAAAGACUGUCUGCUACUCCACCAAAUGGACCAUUCCUACAAUCAAUAACGGCAAAGGAGAGAUGACUGGUUUUACCCGCGGUUGCGCCAAGGUGGGCAUAGAACCCGGAUGUUACAAGAACGCAGACAAGAUCAUCGUGUGUACGUCAUACUGCCUUACUGACGGCUGCAACACGGACGAUCCCGGGAUAAUGACAGGAACGUUGGGACUUGAGUGUCUUCAGUGCUUCGCCACUUCUCUUCCUUCCUCGUCCGAAGCCGUCGAUCGUUGCCGAAACCUCACGAACCCAGCCGAAGCAGAGCCGUGCACAGACGGAAACGCCCGAUAUUGCUUCGUGCAAGAGAAAAUCGUGGCUGACAGAACUACCCAGUUCAACAGAGGAUGUUCUCGUACCCAGGUUGGUGCGGGUUGUCGGGAAAUGCCGGAACCAAUCGUUGAAGGCACAGACUGCAUCGUGUACUGCAACGACUUUCCGGGCUGCAAUAAUGCCACCAGCCGUGCGGUGGCGCUUCACGUUCGUUCUGUUGGCGACGUCAACCUGUUAACGGCUGCGUCGUUAAUCGUGUUUAUCGUUCAAUUUUUUUUCUAUCCAUCUCUUUUGAAGACUUUUGAUUAAGGUCGUAGAACGCAGUAUUAAU